This is a messenger RNA of Brassicogethes aeneus, 2091 nucleotides long. NCBI's taxonomy places the organism in Eukaryota, Metazoa, Arthropoda, Insecta, Coleoptera, Nitidulidae. The record is from the annotation of a GenBank genome assembly.
CGAGGGAUGCUCGUAACCCCCCAUGGGAACUGAUGGUUUUAAAGAAGUUCGUUAUAGCCGAUAAGCCGAAAUAAUUGGCCAUUAUAGCGAAAUUAUGCGAGAAUUUGACAACCUAAUUUUAGCCAAAUGUCAACUGUCACUUUUUUGAACUACGAAUAUUAUUAAAAUAUGUUUAUUUAUUAAUUGUGCCUUAAGUUGUAAAAUUGUUUAUUCUAUUAUAUGUAAAUUACAUUAUUUUAAAAGAAAAUUUAAUAAAUAUUGCUUUAAAACAUACGAAUUUUAUUUUCCACCUGUUGGUAAUCUUUUUAUGUUGGCCUUACUGCAGUUUACAAAUGGUGUUUGUAUUGAAAUGUGCUGUCAAAUAUUUAAUUUUUAAACGAUUGUUGUUAAAAAGUGCCAAUUUGUGUGGGAUUAAUCAAUUGGAAGAAAUCUAGCCCUUCAACUGCUGACACGAUGGAGACUGCAAGAGGCAAGCACAGAGUGAAAGUGGAAAACGAGCAGAUAAAACGCAGAGAAAAAGAAUUUCUGCACGAUCAGAUGUGGGGAGGGGUUACGAAGUACUACGACCACUUCAACCAACGCAACGCGAAGUACGAAAACUGGACUUCGCCCAGAUAUUACACCAGCAGCAUGAAGCAGUUCGAAGAAUUGACGACGAAGCAAACGAAGGAGGAUUUGCUGGUAAAAAGGCGGGAAAACCUGAGAAAACUGUACGAAGACGAGGCGAGCUCGUUCGAUAUAGAAAUGAUGGUGGAGAAAAACAAGCAGUUCUGCCAACCAACCGCGAGCAAACACGACGAAGUUCCCUACCAUGUGCUGAAGGAUAUAAACGAUACAUUCAAAGAUGCCCAAGAGAUUAGGCGAAAGCAAGAGGCGGAGGCUAAGUUGUACCAACAGUGGCGGAUGAAUAGCCCCAUAGUGCGAAACUACGAGAGAGCCUACAACAAUAGGAACGUGAAGUUAUCCUGGCUGGACCAGCAGAUUGAGAAGAGGAUGAAGCGGGAGAGGGACGAAGAGGAAGACAAGAAGAUCAUAAAAGAACGCGAGGAAACACUGAAGAAACAACGCGAGCUGGAGGAAGAUCAGAAAAAGGAACUCCACGAGAAAAAUCGCCUGUACAAAACCAUGCUGGACGAGCAAGUGGUGGAACUAAAGCAAAAGCAACUCGAGGCGGAAAUGUUGAAGCAGAUUGAACGCGAAGAAUCCAAGAAGAAGAUGAGCGUGGUGGAAAUAGAAGAGAAGCACACGCAGGAGGAAAGGCGUCGACUUGAAAGGGAGUGCGCCCUCUACAACAUAAGACAACACAAACAGAAACUCAAACAGAAGGCCGUAGAUAUCCAGGAGAAUCUGGCGAUGGAGAACGAGUUGAUUCUCAAACUAAAAAAUCUAGAAAUGGAAAGGAUGAUGCAAGAUGCCAAAAAGCGUCAGCAAGUCAAGGAAAGCUUUGAGAAAUACGCCAACUUGGUCAAAAUGCAACAAGAGUUGGAAAAGGAUCGGCAAAAGCAACUGGACUUUGUUUUUGAUUCGGAAGCGAAGGACAUUUUUGAGCGCCAAACUGAACUGUGGAAGAACGAAGAAAAAUGUCGACAAAAGUUACUGAAAGAGGUGCUGGCAACCAUCAAAAAACAAAUCGAGGAUAACCUGGAGAAAAAUCGAGAACGACAAAGAGAACUCCAACGAGAAAAGAAAGAAAAUGAGGUUAACAUACAAGAAUACAAUAAGGAAUUGGAAAAGCUUGACAGAGAGAAAGAAAACAAGAAACACAACAGAAGAGUGGAGUUGGAUGAAGAUGUUAAAGUGAAGAAUGCGAGAAAAUUUCAGCAGGAAAACAUAAAAUUGAAAGAAUUGGAUGAUGAGUUGGAUAGAAUACGGAAAGAAGAAGAAAGGUUGAAGAAAGAGAUUCUAAAUAUACAGAAAAAGCAUGCUAAUGUUAGGCCUUCGACGAGUAGAACUCGUUGUUUUUAUUGAAUUGUAAUUUUAAGUGUUUUUAUAAAAAUAAAUGAAUUUAUACUUUUAAAAUUGUUUUAUUUAUAAUCCCUUGUCAAGUUUUGCGCCCCUUAAAUGUGGUGAUAAAAAACAAACAGCUUUGCC